AUGCCGCAGGUGAGGAUUUCCCAGCCGGGGCUGAGGCUGCGGCGCCGGCACUGCCAAAGACUUUCGUUCUGGCUGAGUUGCCUAGUGGGCUACGAGGGAUGUGUAUUUUACCGUUUCUUUGCUAGCUACGACAACGACUCGCCGCGUAAUAUCGGCUUUCGCCUCUUCCAGCUCCUCCGCUGCCUCUCUUACAUGCAGCUGGGGGACUUCGCAGAGCCGCUCCGGGCUGAGCUGCCCCCCGCUGAUCCCAAACGCUCUUGUUUUCCUACAGCCCGCCUGACGGGGAGUCAAAUGUGCCGGCCUCAUCUGAUCCACAGCCCCGGCAUCCCUUGGCUGGACAGCAGCAAGGCGGCACUGUCUGCCCACCACCACAACCCCUGGACCGUCAACCCCUUCACCAAGACCCCCCUGCACCCCUCUGCAGCCGGAGCCAGCCUCUUCCACCCCGGCAGCUUCCUGGGGGGCCCCGCGUCCAGCUUCACCCCCAAGCCGCGAAGCAAGGCCAGAUCCUGUUCAGAAGGCAGAGAGUGUGUGAACUGUGGAGCAACUGCUACCCCUCUCUGGAGAAGAGACGGCACCGGGCAUUACCUGUGUAACGCCUGCGGGCUCUACCACAAAAUGAAUGGUCAAAACCGACCUCUCAUUAAACCUAAACGAAGGCUGUCAGCGGCUAGGAGAGCAGGGACUUGUUGUGCCAACUGUCAGACAACCACCACGACCUUAUGGCGACGUAAUGCAAACGGGGACCCAGUUUGCAAUGCCUGUGGACUCUACUAUAAAUUGCACAAUGUGAACAGGCCUCUGACCAUGAAAAAGGAAGGAAUUCAGACCAGGAAUAGGAAAAUGUCCAACAAAUCAAAGAAAAGCAAGAAAGGCUCCGAGUGCUUUGAGGAACUGUCCAAGUGCAUGCAGGAGAAAUCGUCUCCCUUCAGCGCUGCUGCCCUUGCUAGUCACAUGGCGCCCAUGGGGCAUUUGCCACCUUUCAGCCACUCUGGACACAUCCUACCAACACCUACCCCCAUCCACCCAUCUUCCAGCAUCUCAUUCGGACAUCCACACCCAUCCAGCAUGGUUACAGCCAUGGGAUAAAACCCGAUGACCGAGAGAACCACCCAGAGAUUAAGACCUUGGGGCUUUGCCUAAGACAACACCAAGUAAGAAAAGGUUCUGCCAAGAGGAGAACGUAGGGAUGGCAAAAGGAGAUCUCUGCUCCCAUGUGGUUUAACUCUUAAUGCUGGACUAAAACCUUGCAAACGAUGGGUCUUCUGCAGAAACGCAUAGUGGUGCCUGUAAUGCACUUUGCCCCCUCAGGUAUAAGGAAAAAGAAGAACUCGCCUGUUCGAUGAGAAAUGGUCCAGCAGAAAGCAAAAGGUGGCAGAAGCUGAAGGAAGAGGCUGGAACUGGCUUUUCUUUCUCUCUUUGGUAUUACUGUGAAUAUUGUAAAGAGAUACUAGCAGCCUCCCAGGAUGGAAUCGGCUCACUGGAAGCCACACAUGCUGGAUUUCUAUCGUGGACUUUGUCUGGGGAGGGGAAAAAAAAGAAAAAAGGACAUCUUUAUAAAAACUUAAUUUUUAAUAUGAAAUCAGACACAAAGUCAUAUUUAUUUUGCUCAUGUUUUCCACAAAACGCCUCAACCCCUCUGAUUGCAUGUUUUUGUGCUGUUGUUUGGAAUCGCCACCCUGCAAGAAAACCUGGCUUCAUAACAAGGGGAGGGGGGGACUGGAUUAACUUCAUCUGUCUUUCAUACCAAAGUAUCUGCUAGGAAGGGGAGAAGGAGAGAGAGAGAAAAAAAAAGAAAUAAAGCAAAAAUUUAGGUGUAAUGCGGGAUUUUAAUGUGCCCAAGAUGGUGAUUACUUUGACGCAAUUUCUUCGUUCUUUUCCCUAACAUGAAAGAUUUAUUAAAAAAAAAAACAGUCCCCCCUCCCAAAUGCCCUAUUGUUCCUCAGAACAGACAGCUAGAUCGGACAAACUGUUGGGAAGAGACUCGUGGGAAGGCAAUCCUGCACUAGCGAGGGGCGAGAUACCGGCAUUCACCAGUCUGCGUCGCAGCUAACUUCUAGCGCAGCAGAAACCAUCGCAGGGCAUAAAAACAUCCAGCGCGCAGACUUUGGAGGUUGAAGCAUUUUGUUCUGUUGUGUUGGCAGCUGUCACUUAAAAAAAAAAAAAAAAAGCAGCUUAGCUGCUUGGGUAAACUUACGGCAGUGUGGCCACCACGUCCCCACGCAGCCAGCCCGCGCGUGUGCUGUCUCAGGCGGCCAGGCCCCGGUGGACUUCACAGGGAGGAAGGGCAGAAACGAGGCUGAGAUCACUGGAGAGGGGAAAGGGAGAGACAAUCAGUUUGAGCUUCACACAUCCGUCAAAUCCCAGACGCAGCGACAGCUGAUGAGACGAGGGAAAGCACCGUUCUUAGGGGAACGUCCGUUUUCCGUAGCGCGUUUUAUAGGAAAAAAAAAAAACCAACAAAAAAAAAAAGGAGAGAGAGGGAAAAAAAGAAAUCCCCCGUUAUUAAACCAUAUUGUACGUAAACGACCGAAAACAAAGCUAUUGCCAAUGUGAAGUGUAUUCUAUUGAUUGUUAUGAUCUGAUGCCUCUCGUGAACACAAGCUCCACUAUAACAUACAAUGUACAUAUUUAGCUAUACUUCUGAUGAAAAUGCCCCAAUGAGCAGAGGGGUUUGAUAAUGUAAACCACGUAAGCUUAACUCUGUGACAAGCUUCUUAUUUUAUUUUUUUUUUAACUUUUUAACUUUUUUUGUUGUUGGGGUUACUCUUUUUUUUUUUUUUUGGAUCAAGCCAAUUGUAUCUUUACUGCAAAAGAAGUCCUGCUUUAAAGAAAAAAAAAACACAACGAAACAAAUAACAGUGGAUGUACAUUUUGUUUUUUUCUAAAUAUCUAAUUCAAAUAUUUGAUAAUGAACUAAGGACCAAGCAGCCACGGAAUAUCCUGCUUUCCUCCUUUUUCUGGUCUGCGUAGGCAUAUAGGUGCACUUUGUAAAGAAGUGGAAAUAAACGGGAAACAAAAUUGGUUGGGAGAAAUCAUAAGAAUUUUUAAUCUACUGAGGUAAAAAAUUGGGUCCUUUUUACUUUUUACCUUUACAAUGGUACAGUUGUACGUUAUUUGUACCCGACUCAAAUUUCUGUAGGAUUGGGGCAGGGGGCGGGGAGGGGAUGUGGGUGGAAGACAGGGAUUACUGAUACAGUUGACAAAGUGCAAUAUAUUGUCAGUCACUGCAGCAUAGACAACGGCAGUCGAGAUUUAAAUUAUUUUGUACUUGUAUCAGCAUAAAAAAAUUCUGCAGUAUUUUCUGUUUUUAAU
Molecule: messenger RNA, 3315 nt
Organism: Struthio camelus australis
Lineage: Eukaryota; Metazoa; Chordata; Aves; Struthioniformes; Struthionidae
Source: RefSeq, a predicted model, not a curated record